GAGUAGUCGUUGUGUGAGAACAGCCCUCCUCACUCUUUAAUGGAUUGAACCCAAAGUUUCGUUAAAGAUUAGUAGAAGUGUACGAAGAAGUAUACUAAGGUGUUGUAUCUCAUUCUGCAUCUGUCAGUGGAUUUCAGUCCGUUAAAGAUAACGCCAAAUAGGUCACUAAAAGUGCUAUAGCCUGUCAACAGCUUCCCUAAAGUGACGACCGGUUAUUUCAUAGUUGACGCCAGUAGAUGCAUUUCAAUUUUUUGAACGGUGCAGUGUAAUUUAUAAGAAAAAGAAUAGAUACGAAUCAUCAAAAUAUGUGGUUUAAAAUAUUAUUAAUUUCAUCUCUAAUUUGUGUGUCCAUAUCUUAUUCGAAUGGAAAAAGUCACAAAUGUAAAGAGCUCGAAGAAUGUGUGAAAGGAGAAAAUGAUAUCAGCUGUUUAAAAAGAUACAAACGACAUUGUACUGGAUCUUCAAAUUCUUGUAGCGAUUGCGAUUGCGAUUAUUGUUCGACGAAUACUUGCUCAUCAACUUGCAAUACUUGUUGCGCAAAUUUCAAUCAACAGUGUUCGAGUACUUAUUGCUGCUAUAAGACUUGUCAUUCGCAAUGCGCUUCGCAGUCGUGCAGAAAAAGCUGUAGAAAUGUUUGUAAUAAAAAAAUUCCUCAUACUAAACCUGGUAGUAGUGAUAGCAGCCAAUCACAACAAUCCAAUGCGGUCAAUAUAACAACGGUCAUUAAUUUACAUAACAAAAUCAAUAACACCAAUCAAAUUGAUAUUCCUGUUAACGUAAAUAGCACUAAUUAUAAUAACUUUACGAUCGAUGCUGCUAAUGAGUAUGACGGUUACUAUGGAGGAGGACAAACUUCAGGACAAAUUGUGCUACCACAACCACCGCAUCCACAACAGCCACAACCACAACCACCGCAUCCACAGCCUCAUCCGCAACAACAAUCAUGUUGUCAAGUUGUUGGACCAAGACAAUGUACUCCACAAGCUCAAUAUCCAUAUACAAGAUGUUAUCAUUUAAGGAGAAAACAAUGUGGAAGCUUUUGUGCAUCAUCAAUAAUGCACGCCCAGCAACAUCAAGUUUGCGAACAAGCAACUACUGGUCAACAAAGUUGCCAUAAUCAAUUAAUAUAUAUACCACAGCCACAAACAAGAUGCGCGUAUCAACAAGCUUGGCCUUAUGUUGUUAUGGAACGUCAAACGAAGAAGUAA
Messenger RNA from Onthophagus taurus, 1208 nucleotides. The record is from RefSeq and is a predicted model, not a curated record. NCBI's taxonomy places the organism in Eukaryota, Metazoa, Arthropoda, Insecta, Coleoptera, Scarabaeidae.